AUCCUGUCACACAUCACAGCCUCAUUAACAUCUGGAGCAGAAAGGACAACAACUCUGUCCAGCACUGUCCACCACGGCCUGGGACAUAUGAGCACUUGUCUGAGGCAGAGAGGGUGGAACUGGGAGAGAGAGAGAGCUUUGGGGUCAGAGGGAUUGCAGUGUCAGAGAGGGACUCAGAGUAAAAGAGAAGUGGAGAUCAUUUGCUGGUGAACUAUCCCACCAACAGAAAGCUGUCAUGUUUGGUUGAACAACCCUCAAAGAGUUCUCACUCUUAAAAGAAACAUCCAUCUGAAUUUCAUCAAGUACUCAAGGGACAGGGAAGGCGAUUUGUUUCAUUAUGAACAGUGCUGCUAAUUUAAUGCUAGCAGCGAUUUGUUUCAGUGUGACGUCAGCUAUUUAUCUCCCAAAUGGACAAGGACCAAAGACGCUGAAGUACCUGCUUGAGCCACCUGUGUAUGCUGAAGUAAUUGGCCAGCGGGGAGGAAAUGCCACCUUGCCAUGUGUGCUACAAUCCAAACCUAACCAGUACAAAGUGAAAUGGACCAAACUGGAAACCCAUAGUCAUGGAUCUGAGAACAUUGUGAUGAUCACAAAUGGUCAAGCCCACAAACCAUAUGGCCUGCUAGGGCAAAGAGCUUCACUUAGAAAGGCUCAUGCCAUGGAUGCUUCACUACGGCUAAGCAACCUGGAACUGGACGAUGAAGGCAGUUACCGCUGUGAGCUGAUCAACGGAGUCGAGGAUGAGAGCGUCAUCAUUACAUUGAGGAUAGAAGGUAUGGUGUUUCCAUAUCAGAGCAAAAAUGGCCGCUACAAAUUCAACUACCAGGAAGCUAAAGAGGCUUGUGCUGAACAGGACGGCACGUUGGCCUCAUUCAAACAGCUGUACAAAGCCUGGACAGAAGGGCUGGAUUGGUGUAACGCUGGAUGGCUCAUGGAUGGGACAGUCCAAUACCCCAUUCUGCAACCACGGGCAGAAUGCGGGGGGAAACUGCUGCCUGGCAUUCGCAGCUAUGGCCCCCGGGACAGGAUCCGAGACCACUUUGACGCCUUCUGCUUCACCUCUAUUUCCACAGGUAUUGUGUUUUUUGUUGGUGGGCCCCUCACAUUUGGGGAAGCAGUGGAGGCAUGUAAGGAUGACGAAGCAGUUUUAGCUCUGGUCGGCCAGCUUUAUUCAGCCUGGCAUCUCCUGGGCUAUGACCAAUGCGAUGGAGGUUGGUUAAGGGAUGGCAGUGUGCGCUUCCCUAUUACCACCCCUAGAAAGCACUGUGGCGGUACUGUAGAGGCUGGGGUGCGCACUUUCGGGUAUCCCAACAAGACCCUGCGUUUCUAUGGAGCCUAUUGUUACAGGUAGCUCCCUGAGACCAUAGCAUGUGGGGCCUACUUCAAAAGCUAGACUCUGCAACGUUGUGGAGACUAGAGACCCCAACAGGCCUCAGCGUCGAAGUCUUGCAGAGUCCCGUGAUGAAAAGGCUGGGAACUGGUUUCUAAACAACACCAAAAUAUACAAGCAAAAAUGUGCUGCUUUGCAUUACUGCAGCGUGGUAUUGCAGGUAACCUCAAAGAUGGCUUUUGCCAUCACAUCAACAAAACUUGGUACUUUUAUGAGGUACAUACAGGUAACAGCUACGGUAUGUGGCUUACUGCAUUUUGGUAACAUUUAUUUUGUGAUCGUGGUUAUCUAAGAAGCAUUGUUGAAAUGUAACAAAAGUGUUAAUAUGCAACAACAAGUUCAAAGUUAUUGUAGCUUCUUAGUUGAUAUAAGAGUAUGAAAUAGAAGAAUGUAAGAAAAUACACAAAAUAAUUACAUCUCUAAUACAAUAAAUUAAGAGUAAUUUAGAAAUAGCAUUAAAAUAUAAUGAAAUUAAAAUCAUAUUCACAUAGAUAAUACAUUAUAACCCAUUCAUUUUAUUAUCUAUUUGUAGAUAAUAGUAAAAAUAUUAGUUUUAAAAUUAGCAUUAUUUUAUUACUUACAAACAAUAUUAACAUACAGUAGUGCUUUCACUGGAUCUAAGACAUUGACUUUAUUGAUGUAUUAUCGACACAUUACCCACAAAAUUAAAUUUUUUAACACCAGUGUUGACAUUUUUACUUUCACGUUCUUAGUGAUUACGUUGUUAAGAGAGAAUAUAGAUAACAAACGUUGGACUCUGCCUAUGUCCAAAGUAUUUUAAAGCGUGUAAUGGCUUUAACUACUAUAAGACACCUGAAAAACAAAGCACCAGAUAGCAGGACAUGUUUGGAAAAUGUAAUGGGUUGAAGGAAUUUAGAAGAUAUAGACUGAUAAGGGGAUUGUUUUCAGUUUGUCAGACCAGCUGAAGUUGAGAUUUAGGGGCACUUUACUAAAACCCGCCAUCAAAACAGAAUACAGGCAUCAGUGUCAUUCUAUACAGUGCCCUGUGCUACUAUUGGGACAGCAUUGCAUUUUUCCUGCUUUUGGCAAAGUCAAAAAGUUUGGAUUUGAAAUCAAACAAUGAAAUCAAACAAUAUAUACAUAGUCCCCCUUUUAAAAAAAACAAAGUAUUAGGUUCAAUGUUUUUACUAGUUAGUCAGGUGUGUUUCAACACAAUUUAUGUCAAGCUGUCAGUCUCUAGUCUUGACUUUAGGUUUUGCCUCUGGGGUCUCCUGUUGGUGUCAGGAGGACCAAAUCGUUGUCAGUUAAAGUCAAUGAGUGAUACAGGAAAAUCAUAUAUAUUAUUAAUAAUAAUAAUAAUCACAAUAUUUAUCAGAGACCCAGCUAAAACAGAAUGCUGACCAUAAUUAACAGUAAAGACUACUAAAUGUAUGUAGCCAACAUCAUUUCUUUUGAAAAUAACAAUAUUAUCACAGAAAUUUCAGAAAUGCUUUUCGAUGACACACUAGCUAACAUUUUUAUGUCAAUAGUUAUCACAAAACAUUGACAACCUGCUGAAAGGAUUAUUCUGCACAAGGAGAUAUAUUUCAAAACUGCUGUUGGAUAUGCUGAUUAUAGGGGGUUCUACGCUACAGAAGCUAUACUGCAAGGUGCAAAGCACUAAUUAGUCUCAAAACCAGAACAGGGAGGUUAUAGUUUGCAAAAAAUUUCCUUAAGGAGCCUGCAGAGUUCUGGACGAAGGACUUGUGGACAGAUAAGACAAAAUUGUCCUGGAGAAAUGUAUAUCCAGAUUUAAAUCCUAUUGUACAUGCUGUCUUAUUUGCUGAAUAUAAGACUUAAGGCAAAAAAAGCAUAUCAAACAUCUAAGAAUGGCUGCAGUACAGGCCUGGCAGAGCAUCACCAGGGAAGAUAACCAGUGCCUGGUGGGGCAAUGGGUCACAGUUACUUACAAUUACAUACAUUAAUUUUUGCCUGAAAGGGUGACUAUUUAUACAAAGUUUUGUAAUUUUUAAAUGGUGAAACCAAUAUGUACACAAACACCCUUCAAUAAAAGCAGAUAUUCUACACUUUAA
Messenger RNA from Esox lucius (northern pike), 3423 nucleotides. It is a transcript of the gene hapln2, whose product is annotated as hyaluronan and proteoglycan link protein 2. The record is from RefSeq and is a predicted model, not a curated record. The coding region runs from base 338 to 1351 and encodes 337 amino acids. Gene Ontology annotation, biological process: cell adhesion. NCBI's taxonomy places the organism in Eukaryota, Metazoa, Chordata, Actinopteri, Esociformes, Esocidae. Gene Ontology annotation, molecular function: hyaluronic acid binding. The transcript is spliced from 6 exons.